Balearica regulorum gibbericeps (East African grey crowned-crane) is the source of this 1632-nucleotide messenger RNA. RefSeq names its product keratin, type II cytoskeletal 75. Gene Ontology annotation, biological process: intermediate filament organization; keratinization. NCBI's taxonomy places the organism in Eukaryota, Metazoa, Chordata, Aves, Gruiformes, Gruidae. Gene Ontology annotation, cellular component: keratin filament. The record is from RefSeq and is a predicted model, not a curated record. Gene Ontology annotation, molecular function: structural constituent of skin epidermis.
AUGUCUCGCCAGUGCGCUGCAAGGAACCAGAGCAAAACUGGCUUCAGUGCUGCUUCUGCCUUCAUCCCAAAUGCCAGCAGCAUCAGCUUCUGCUCACCUUCUGCACCCCAAGGUGGAAGCUGUGGUACUGCCGCUGGGUAUGGAAGAUUUGGUGGAGGUUUUGGAAGCAGGAGCCUCUACAGUCUUGGUGGAUGCAAGAGGAUCUCCGUGGCUGGAAGGGGUGGUGGCUUCUACGGACCUGCAGGUUUUGGUGCUGGCACUGGGAUCUCCUGUGGUUUUGGUGGUGCCUUCGGGUUUGGUGGUGGCAUGGGUGGCCCUGGAUUCCCUGUUGUCCCUGCUGGAGGCAUCCAUGAAGUCUCAGUCAACCAGAGCCUUCUGAAACCUCUCAAUCUGGAGAUUGACCCCAACAUCCAGAGCAUUCGUAAGGAUGAGAAGGAUCAGAUUCAAACCCUCAACAACAAAUUUGCCUCCUUCAUCGACAAGGUCCGAUUCCUUGAACAACAAAACAAGGUCCUGGAAACCAAGUGGGCCCUUCUGCAAGAACAGGGGAACAAAACAGUCAGAAACAACAUUGAGCCCCUCUUCGAGACCUACAUCAACAACCUCAGGAGACAGCUGAACAGCUUGCUGACGGACAAGGAGAACUUGGGAGGGGAGCUCAACAAGGUGCAAAGCCUUGCUGAGGACUUCAAGAACAAGUACGAAGAGGAGAUCAACAAGCACACAGCUGUUGAGAACGAAUUUGUGAUCCUGAAGAAGGAGGUGGACGCUGCCUACAUGAACAAGACAGAGCUGCAAGCCAGGCUGGACUCCCUCGUGGAGGAGAUAGAUUUCCUCAGAGCCCUUUAUGAAGCCGAGCUGUCUCAGGUGCAGAGCCAGAUCUCCGACACCUCUGUCAUCCUGACCAUGGACAACAACCGCAGCCUGGACAUGGACAGCAUCAUUGCCGAGGUCAAAGCGCAGUACGAGGACAUCGCCAACCGCAGCCGGGCUGAGGCCGAGUCCUGGUACCAGUCCAGGUACGAAGAGCUGCAGGCUACGGCAGGCAGGCACGGCGACGACCUCCGUAACACCAAGCAGGAGAUCUCCGAGCUCAAACACGUCUCCACCCCCACCCGCCACGUCCAGCGGCUGCGGUCUGAAAUCGACAGCGUGAAGAAACAGUGCGCCAGUUUGCAGACAGCCAUCGCGGAUGCCGAGCAGCGUGGGGAGAUGGCCGUCAAGGAUGCCAGGGCCAAACUGGCUGAGCUGGAAGAUGCUCUGCAGAAAGCCAAGGCAGACCUGGCCCGGCAGCUCCGCGAGUACCAGGAGCUCAUGAACGUCAAGCUGGCCCUGGACAUUGAGAUCGCGACCUACAGGAAGCUGCUGGAGGGAGAGGAGUGCAGGCUCUCUGGAGAAGGUGCCGGCGCAGUGAAUAUCUCUGUGACCAGAACCACUGUAGGAACGGGAUAUGGAAGUGGAAACUGUCUCAGCUUCGGAGGCAGCAGUGGUGUUGGAGGUGGGCUCUGUGCUGGAGGAAUGGGCUUCAGCUCUGGAAGUGGACAAGGCACAGCCGGGUCAUGUGUGGUUGGUGGAAACAGCUCCAGCACAAAGUACAUCACCACCACCUCUUCGACCAAGAGAUGCUAUUAA